AUGGACUUGGUGUCCAGUAAGAAGCCAGAUUUUAUUUUUCUUAUGGAGACGAAGGUUGGUAGGGCUCAUGCGGAGCGUUUGCGUGUGAAGUUGGGGUUUGAUGGUCUAUUGUAUGUGGAUAGUGUGGGCUUGAGUGGAGGUUUAGCUUUAUUUUGGAGAUCAAAUAACACGAGCGCAGCCGACGAAGGGAGUCAUGGGAGCUGUUACGUUCAUUACGAGAUCGGUCCACACUCCCGUGGGUUAUCACAGGAGAUUUUAAUGACUUGCUUUUUCAUCAUGAAAAACGUGGGCGGGUUCCUCACCCUGAGAAUUUACUACGAGGCUUCAGUGAUACUUUGGAAGACUGUGGCUUGCACUCUAUACCCAUGGAGGGAUAUCCAUUCACUUGGGAGCGUGGUCGAGGCACUGAUGCCUGGGUGGAGGAACGGCUUGAUAGAGUCGUUGCGAAUGAGGCUUGGCGGUCCACAGUACCAGCGGCCAGAGUGGGAAAGACGUGUUUUCUCUCAUAGAGGCAGAAGGAGUUUUAAAUUUGAGAUGGCCUGGUUGUUAGACGAGGGGUGCAGGGGUGUGGUGGAGGAGGCUUGGCAUGAGGGGAGAAGCCAAGAUAAUGACUCUUUGGCAAAAUUUAACCAACUAGAUGGGGAGUUAAGCAGACUUGAAGCUCAGGAAGACGUGUUCUGGAGACAACGGGCGAAGCAACAUUGGUUACGGGGCGCGGAUGCAAAUACCAAGUUUUAUCACCGGUUUGCCUCGGCUCGUAAGAGAAAGAACACAAUUACAAAGCUGCAGGAUGAUUCAGGGGUUUGGCAUGAGGGUGAGGGUUUUCACCCCCUUAUACUCUCUUAUUAUGAGAAUAUUUUCGAAUCAUCCGGAGUCCAAGACAUGACUACUUUUCCAAGUUUCCCACCUCGAGUGUCUAUUGCUCAGAAUGAGGCGCUUCUACUUCCUUUUACUGCGGAGGAAGUCAAGGCGGCUCUUUACUCCAUGUUUCUGGAUAAAGCUCCUGGACCGGAUGGAAUGAACCCCGGAUUCUACCAACAUUUCUGGGAUGUGGUCGGUACGGAUGUUACUGACUUUGUCCUACACUGUUUACACUCGGGUUCUUUCCCUGAUUCUUUGAACGAUGCCAAUAUAGUUUUAAUUCCCAAAAAGAAUCCCCCUGAAACUGUUUCGGAUCUCAGGCCUAUCGCUCUUUGUAAUGUGAUUUAUAAGAUAAUGGCAAAGAUGCUUGCGAAUAGGAUGAAAUCUCUUAUGUCCGUUGUGAUCUCAGAAUCGCAAAGUGCGUUUAUCCCGGGCAGGCUUAUCACAGAUAACAUCUUAGUAGCUGCAGAGGUUGGACACUAUUUGAAUCGCAAACAAUUAGGACAGGUUGGGUGGGCGGCUCUGAAAUUGGAUAUGGCGAAAGCUUAUGACCGUAUGGAGUGGGUCUUUCUCCGUAAGAUGAUAGAGGUGUUGGGGUUUGAUGCUAAGUGGAUUGAUUUGAUUAUGCUCUACGUUACCACGGUCCGGUAUAACAUUUUGAUCAAUGGAGCUUGUGGUGGGACCAUUAUUCCCACCCGGGGCCUUCGACAGGGUAACCCUUUAUCUCCCUACCUAUUUAUAAUCUGUGCAGAGGGGUUGUCGCAAUUGAUUCAACAUGCUCAGAAUGCAGGCUCGGUUCAAGGUUGUAGGGUGGCUCGUGGAGCACCGGCAAUUUCACAUUUAUUCUUUGUCGACGACAGCCUUUUGUUCUUUAAGGCUAAUUCUUCUGAAGCUGCAGUUGUCAAGGAGUGUCUCCACCGUUAUGAAAUUCUUUCGGGUCAGGCGGUAAACUUCCAUAAAUCCAGUGUCUGUUUCAGUAGGAAUACGGAUGUCAAUGAUCGGCUUGUUGUGACAAAUACCCUUGGGGUGGUUCAGGCCUCUGAUUUUGGCAAAUAUUUGGGCCUUCCAUCUUUUAUUGGCCGCAAUAAGAGGAGGGUCUUUGCAUAUAUUGAGGAUAAGAUUCGACAAAGGGUGGGUUCAUGGAAUAAAAAGAUUCUUUCUCGUGCUGGUAAGGAAAUUCUUUUGAAGAGUGUAGCCCAGUCUAUGCCUACUUUUUCAAUGAGCGUUUUCUUGCUUCCUGAUUCCCUAUGUGUGGCCCUGGAGCGGAUGAUGAAUAAAUUCUGGUGGGGUUCAGGGGGUGGAAACGAGAGGGGAAUUCAUUGGUUAUCAUGGAAACGAAUGUGUACCCCGAAAUGCUUUGGUGGUCUGGGGUUUAAAGAGUUACGAGCUUUUAACUUGGCACUGUUGGGCAAGCAGGGUUGGCGCUUUUUGACAAACCCAGCUUCUUUAGUGGCUGGUGUAUAUAAAGCCAGAUAUUUUUCGAAUUCUACGUUUGUUGAUGCUGUGAUAGGCCCUAAUCCGAACGCCUGUUGGAGGGGAAUUUAUGCGGCAAAGGACUUGAUCUGUGGGGGUAUUAGAAGGCGAAUUGGAGAUGGCGCAAGUACGCGGAUUUGGGAUUCCCCAUGGCUGCCUGAUUCUGAUCCAUGCAUCCAAACCCUUCAGCCACAGUAUCUGUCUACCGCAACUGUGUCAGGCUUAAUUAAUCCUAAUACCAAUGAGUGGGAUGAGGAAAUUUUAAUGGAUAUUUUUGAGCCCAGGGAUGUAGAGCUAAUCAAAAGGGUGCCUAUAAGUCCAGGUUAUGUUGAUUCAUGGUAUUGGUUGGAUGAUCUUCGUGGGAUCUAUUCUGUAAAGAGUGGCUACAAACGCAUUAGGGGGGUUGUUUCCCCAUUGACUGAUGAUUUUACUAGUUGGAAUAAGGUGUGGAAUUUAAAAAUACCGCCGAGGUGGAAGACUUUCCUCUGGAGGGCCAUAACUAAUACUCUCCCGACUACGAAUAAUUUGAUUCAAAGGCGUUUGGACAUUAAUCCAUUCUGCCCCCUUUGUGCUAUUCAGGCGGAGAGUGUGUCACACGUGUUUAUUUGUUGUGCUUUUGCAGUUAAUGUUUGGCGUACUUCUCACAUUGAUAUAUCUGAUGGUGCUGGACUGUCUUUCUCGAUGUGGUUUGAACAAUUACUUAACACCCUGGAUGCCGAAGAGAUCAUCAAGGUGGCAGCAAUUCUUUAUGCAAUCUGGAGCGCCCGGAAUUCGGCUCUGUGGGAGGCGAAAGUUCCCACUCCGGCUUCGGUUGUGGCUUUGGCGAGGAGAGCGCUGGCUUUACCCCCGUCCUUCUUGCGGUGUCAUGUUGAUGCGGCGUAUGGUAGUUGUUCAGGGAAAGCAACAGCGGGUGUGGUGCUUCUGAGGCCGAAUGGUGAGUUUGUGGCUGCUAUGAGUACUCCUUUACCUUAUUGUGAUUCAGUAAUUAUGGCAGAAACACUAGCUUGCAAAGAGGCUCUCUCUUGGUUGAAGGGCAGGAAUGAGGAAGCUGUUGUGUUACUUACCGACUGUGCUGUUCUAUGUGCUAAUUUACGUUCAUCACUGGAGAUUAUGUCAUACAUCGGCAUUGCCACGAAAGAGUGUUGCAGACUUAUGAGUACUAUUGUUUCUUGUUCAGUUCUUUAUAUUCCUCGAUCAAAUAAUGUCUUAGCGCAUGUUUUAGCUCGUGAUUGUUUUACAUCUUUACAAGGUGAUACUUUGUUUUGGGAUAUUGUUCCCCCUAGCUCCAUUAUGGAGUUCUUAAUAUAA
Messenger RNA from Ipomoea triloba (trilobed morning glory), 3642 nucleotides. RefSeq lists its product as uncharacterized. Lineage: Eukaryota; Viridiplantae; Streptophyta; Magnoliopsida; Solanales; Convolvulaceae. The coding region runs from base 1 to 3642 and encodes 1213 amino acids. Gene Ontology annotation, molecular function: RNA-DNA hybrid ribonuclease activity; nucleic acid binding. The record is from RefSeq and is a predicted model, not a curated record. The transcript is spliced from 5 exons.